Meloidogyne enterolobii is the source of this 601-nucleotide messenger RNA. The record is from the annotation of a GenBank genome assembly. NCBI's taxonomy places the organism in Eukaryota, Metazoa, Nematoda, Chromadorea, Rhabditida, Meloidogynidae.
GAACUUCUGCGGUAAAAUAUUAUUUUUUUGGCGUUCUGUCUUUUUUUUUGUAAAAUCUUACUAUAAAAGCCUAAGGGAAGUAGUACACUCUUUCCGAAACCUUUUCUUCUGGUGGUGGUGGUGGAGGAGGAAUUCAUCGACAUCAACUUCAGAACAACAUCUUUAUUAUUAUACUUCGGCAUCUUCAACUCCACUCAACCCCAAGGCUAACCGUGAAAAGAUGACUCAAAUCAUGUUUGAGACAUUCAACACGCCUGCCAUGUAUGUUGCCAUCCAAGCUGUUUUUUCUUUGUAUGCUUCUGGACGUACUACUGGAAUUACAGCCGAACGUGAGAUUGUCCGUGACAUAAAGAAGCUUUGCUAUGUUGCUUUGGACUUUGAGCAAGAGAUGGCUACAGCUGCUUCGUCUUCUUCUUUGGAAAAGAGCUACGAAUUGCCUGACGGUCAAGUUAUUACUGUUGGAAACGAGCGCUUCCGUUGUCCAGAAUCUCUCUUCCAGCCAUCUUUCUUGGGAAUGGAAUCAGCAGGUAUUCACGAGACUUCUUACAUCAUCACAAAAAGAAUAAAAGAGGGAAAAUUUAAAGUUUUUUUUUUAAUUUGA